GUUCCUAAUAUGUCCGACCACCAUUAUUGUUGUUGCAGCUACAUCUAUAAAUUCUUAUUGUCGACCGGCGACCGGCUAGGUAUUUAUGAAUUGUUGUUAUUUGCCCCAUCUCACCCUAAUAAUGGGGCAAAUGAUACAAUUGUGUAAAAUCUUGCAAAAAAUGAGCAUAUCAGUGAUAAAAAUUUUGGUAAGAGUAUGCGUACUUAUAACUAGAAUGUAUCGGUAUUUCCCAGUCUUCAUUCAGGCUUUUACCGUUUUUUUAAAUCACUGUCUCUAAGGUGCAAGUUCUGUCUAUCUGUAUGCAAAAACCGUGCGUGAGUAACGAAGGCUAUCUUUUAUUAAAUAUCUGGGAACGUUACGCUGGAGUUUCCGGAGUAAAAAGUAUCUUAUUCCCAUGGCAGGGUACAAGCUAUUUACCAUGUGUCAGAUUUAAUCAAGAACGGUGCAGGGUAUCGAGCCAUAUGUCGGUGGGAGAUUUCAGGAGUAAGUAAAUGUCACUCCGGCCGCUGGCCAAGUGUCGUCCCGGCGCAUGCGCACCCGCGCCGCUGUCGGGAGGCUCAGCUCCGCAGCGGGAGGAGCGUGGGCGGGGCGGCGGCGCACGCGCAGCCGCGCAGUACACUCGCGAGCGCCGCGAGGGAAGCACGCGGCAGUGAGUAGUAGUAGUAGUGACAGUGGCAGCGAUGUUGCACGACGCGUGGCCGGCGCAGGCGCACUGGGCACACCGCUCCGAGAACUUCGAGCUGGACGCGUUCAUCAACGAAGUCAAUAACAACUGCACCAAAGAGGGCGCGGCGGAGAGCGGCGCGGAGAGCCCGCCCGCGUUCGGCUACGCCCCCGGCGGCCUGUCGCCGGCGCGCAGCUACCAGGAGCUGCGGCCCGCGCCGCGCGAGCCGCCGGCCUACCAGCUGGAGGAGGUGUUCAAGGGCGGCGGAUCCACGGACGGCUACCUGCGGCGCAGUGCUGAGCGCAGCCCUUCGCCCGCGCCUCGCGCCGACUACCGCGCGCACUACGACGCCUACGUGCCGCCGCCGCCCUACGCGCAGGAACACCACCACCUGGACGGGGGCGGCGGCGCCGUGUUCUCGCGCUGCGCCUACCACCCCGGCGCCGGCUCGCCCUACUUCGGCAACGUGGAGCUGGCGCAGCCGCAGAUGUGGGCCGGCGGCUCCAGCGCAGGCGGCUCGCCCAGCUACGUGUCGGCGGCGGGCGGCGCGCCCAGCGACGAGCUGGAGGGCAGCGAGGCGGGCGAGGCGCCGGGCGGCGGCGCGCUGCCGGCCUUCAGCGCGCGCUUCGGCGGGCCCUUCGGCGCGCGCCCCGCGCUCUACGCGCCCGCGCUGGCCGCCGGCCAGUACCAGGAUUUAUGGACUGUAGAAGGUGGAAGAAGGCAUCAGUUGACCGCAUCCACCAGCCUCUCAGCUCUGGAGACGGAGUUCUUCACGACGGGCCGCGAGUGCGUGAACUGCGGCGCCAUCCACACGCCGCUGUGGCGCCGCGACGGCACGGGCCACUACCUGUGCAACGCGUGCGGCCUGUACAACAAGAUGAACGGCAUGAACCGGCCGCUCAAGCAGCCGCGGCGGCUGGUACGUCAGCGCCACGCCGCGCUCGCCGCGCCCGCGCCCGACCAGAUGGGCGCCAAGCGGCCGGGCGUGCUGUGCAGCAACUGCCAGACGGGCACCACGUCGCUGUGGCGCCGCAACGCGCAGGGCGAGAACGUGUGCAACGCGUGCGGCCUGUACUUCAAGCUGCACGGCAUCAACCGCCCGCUCGCCAUGAAGAAGGAUUCCAUCCAGACGAGAAAGCGAAAACCCAAGGGCGCUACAAAUCUGAAGAAUAAAAUAAAUAACAUUAAGAACGAAUUGGACUCCGUGAAGGCAAACGCGACGGUGGUGCACUCCCCGCUCUCUUUCGGCUACUACGUGCAGCAGCAGCACCAGCAGCAACAGCAGCAGCAUCAGCAGCAACAACAGCAGCAACAGCAGCAGCAGCAGCAGCCGGUGGUGAAGCUGGAGGAGCCGCCGCCGGCGCACAGCCAGCCCUACUACGAGCAGUUCCGGCGCGCGGAGGCCGGCGAGCGCUUCGAGCGCGCCAGCGUGGUGUCGCUGGGCAGCUGAGCCCGCCCGGAGUCCGCUCGGCGCGCGGAGGACCAAAGAGUCGCUAGUGACCAAUAGCGGCGCGGUAUCGGCGGCGCAUGCGCAGACCGACCCCGAGACUGGCGGCGUCCGCGAGUGGCGCCCGACCGCGUUACCAAAUAUUUUUAUACCUACGUUUAAUGCUAUAAGACUGUGCCCCGGCAUUCCACGUGUCGCAUUCCUAUAUAGAUAUAUUACUUUAGUACACCGUAGCUUGUAAGUUGUGCCGACGGAGUUUGUCCCGACGGCGCUGGCACAGUCCGGGCGCGGUACGUCGGAUACCCGCCUGCGUGCUCAUAUUGUUAUAUUUUUAAACUCCAUGACUUCGAAACGCAUUCCACGAAUUUAUAGUUGUAAGACAUUACGGUAGACAUUUUCACAUAUGUUAUUGGAUAAAUUAGCGAUACGAAACUACCAGACGUUUUCGAACUGAAAACGGCCGUACGUGCGCUCAGUGCAGGUUCCGUAGAUGAAACGUUACGUCGAAGUUGGUGCAAUCGAUUUGUGGACGUGACCGUUCAGUUUCGAUCAAUAAUAUACCAGAUAUGUGUCGGUCGUUGAGAAGUGGCCGUGAAAAUUAGUUCACAUCUACAAAUUUGUAACUUACCUUUGAUUCGGAAAUAACUCUUAUAAAUUGGAAAAACAAUAAAGAUGGAACAUUUCUUACACAUUGUACCUACCACAGAAAAUACAUAGUUAUGUGUUAACAAAACUGGACACUUCUUCCAUUACAUUCAUAAGUGAGUGUUGCCUAUCUAGUACUUUAUUGGUCUUAGUAGCUAGAAGUAGUAUUUGCGACUACUGAAUGCUGAACAUUCGCAUGCAUUUGGAUGCUAUGGCAGGCAAAUCGCAAUCGCAAUACUGAUUUUAAUUUAUAAAUUCAAUUUCAUUUGUCAAUUGUAAAUUAAAAUGCAUUGUAUGAUAAAAUUAAAUUAAAUAAGUUAAACGAUACGAUAGAGUCCAGCCGAUAUUUAAUUUUAAAGUUUCCACUGGGAGCGCUGAUGUAGAAAUGUCGACGGACUUAAGUUAAGCUCAAUUUUAGGCUGACAUUACAUUGCGAUUGCGAGCGAGCGAACGAGUUUCAUACUGACAUAACCUGUGCUAGGGUUCAAGUACCAAGUGUGGCGACGUCAUGUUAGUUUACUCGGGUCCAGUUAGUUAGUUUACCAGCACAGAGUUGUUACACCGUGAAGCCUCUCGUCAAGAAGUAGUUCUAAAUGUUAUAUGUGAGCCGGCGGCGCUGAAACUUGAUCGACCCAUUCAACUAAUGUUUCGCCAAAAGCUGGUGCUUGAAGCAUUUCCAGCAACAAUGUAUAUUUUUCAAUAUAUUUGCUCAUAAAAUGACCUAUUUUACCGCUGCCAAUACUUUAAUGCAGAACUGCAGACUACAAAGUAAAAAUAUUUCCCGCCGUCGGUAAUAUACCACUUAUGUAGCACCCGGUGGGGAGAGCAAGUUUCGAGGGCUUUUACAUGCAAAUUUAUUGAAAAACAUCGAAUUAAACAUGUGUAGAUCGUUGCACGCCCGUGGGCGGCGGUGUUAGCUUCCAGUGCAAGCACGCGAUGUGGCGUCGUCCAGCAGCUCGUUGAACUGCGAGCGGCCGGAGAGACGCGCCUACACGACGGGUGCAAUUGCAACCUAUUGGUUCACGUGGAAAGAUUUUAAUCCUGCAUCGGGCAUCCUAGCGUGACCGCCACGAAAUAUAUUCGCGGGAUACUAGUUGAAAUAAAUUAUGAAAGAAACAGUUUUCUCGAUUCAAAGUCGACAAAAUGCUUGGCAUUAUGUUUUCGUGGUGGUCAUACUAAGCGAAUGGUCAUGCUUAACGACAAGCUAAGCCGAAUUAAGGAGUUCUCGCGCGUGUUAGCGCAACAGAGUUGCAUAAUAUACCAAGUAAAGUACAAUCCUACUCGAUAACAGUUGCGGUAACAUCGCGAGAAAGUCUCUCGUUCAGACUGUUAUCUUAUCUGCUAUCUAGAUUUUAUAUAUGCCAUAACGUCGGCUGUCGAAAUGUUUCGAUGUAAGCGACAGAGUCGGCCCGACUAGAACCAAAACGAAUACGUAUAGUUUAACCCAAAACAAAAAUUGCCCCGGUGUAAUGACAUGUAAUGUAAUGCCAUCUACAGAACAAUUUAAAAAAAUCUUAGCCAUGUCAAACAUGAUGAAUAUUCUUCUUUCCAUUCCAAAGAAGCGCAAAGCAUGUUUAACGGGGGGUAAGAUAAUAGUUCAAGUUCUGCGAAUCUCACUUGCAAAUAAUGUUAAAUUAUUUUAUAAAAUAUCAUAUAUUACAUAAUAUAAUCUAAAUAGGUACGUAUUGUUUAAUUAGCAUCGGAAUUAUUUUUUGGUUUGUGCUGUGCCUACUUACGGAAAGGUCAUAGCCGACCUAAAUUGGAGUCAAAAGUUGGCUUGUCUGUAGGGACUUUUAUGCAAAGAUCUGAUUAAUCUCAUACCUCUCUAUUUAAGUGUUAAGCCGAAUUAAGCUCAUAUGUACAAUGUUAUUGAUCGAAAGUUAAGUUAUUCUGUAAGGGUGGAAACAUAUUUUAGAAACGCGUCGCGUGCCGAUGACUAUGCCAUAUUUUUAACGUCGAUUUAUUGCUGUUACUUUCAUGUAUGUAUGGAGUCAUCGCUAGUCGCUGCCCUGAUCACUUAGUCGAAGUUGUAGGAAACAAUCCAACAGUUACAUCUCUUCAUGCCGUGUACUGUGACGGGCGGGCGGAGUGACCGGCGCACGUGUCGUGUGUGCGUGAAAGCAAUAAACACUAAGCGAAGCGCGUCGAACGCUCUAUGGCAGUAUCGCGUCGCGUUUCACAAAUUAUGUUUCCGCUUUAAGUGAUUGUAUUCGGAGGCGGAUAGAGAAAUAAAUAUAUUAUUUUAUAAUGUUAAAUAAUAAAUAUUAUAGUAGGCAAUAUCAAAAGAUGAUUUAUAGAGUGAAUAUUAUGUAAAGAAACCCGCGUCGUGUCGGGUUGAUAGAUGUUAUUUAUGUGCGGCUGCGGCUACUGCGGCUGCGGCUACUGCGGCUCGCAGCGCAUCGCAGCGAUGACAAUGAUAUGUUUAUGUAAAUAUAAUAUAAGAAAUGAAAGUACACCUUUAAUAAAUCACCAUAUUAUAAUUA
This is a messenger RNA of Pararge aegeria (speckled wood butterfly), 5239 nucleotides long. RefSeq names its product transcription factor BCFI-like (gene Gata-beta). The record is from RefSeq and is a predicted model, not a curated record. Gene Ontology annotation, molecular function: RNA polymerase II cis-regulatory region sequence-specific DNA binding; zinc ion binding; DNA-binding transcription factor activity, RNA polymerase II-specific. NCBI's taxonomy places the organism in Eukaryota, Metazoa, Arthropoda, Insecta, Lepidoptera, Nymphalidae. The transcript is spliced from 9 exons. The coding region runs from base 681 to 2114 and encodes 477 amino acids. Gene Ontology annotation, biological process: negative regulation of transcription by RNA polymerase II; cell fate commitment; positive regulation of transcription by RNA polymerase II.